Oncorhynchus tshawytscha (Chinook salmon) is the source of this 3269-nucleotide messenger RNA. Its product is annotated as zinc finger protein 358. The transcript is spliced from 2 exons. Bases 125 to 1516 code for a protein of 463 amino acids. The record is from RefSeq and is a predicted model, not a curated record. Gene Ontology annotation, molecular function: RNA polymerase II cis-regulatory region sequence-specific DNA binding; DNA-binding transcription factor activity. Gene Ontology annotation, biological process: regulation of transcription by RNA polymerase II. NCBI's taxonomy places the organism in Eukaryota, Metazoa, Chordata, Actinopteri, Salmoniformes, Salmonidae.
GAGUUAAAGAAAGAGGAAGUGAAUGCUUUCGCCGAGGUGUUUACAGAACAAUCUAGCUUGGGUCGUUACUAGGAGGCUUUCAGUGGAUUUUAACAAAUAUUUGGGGGAGGCUAAUUUCUAGAAAAUGGCCAAACUACAGCUUUUGAAUGCUUACCUCACCGAGCGGUUAAUGGUGGCUGUAGAUGAGAUACUGGAGGUUGUUGGGGGGACAGUGUCAGAAUUCGAGGAGGAGACUGCCCGGACGAAGAGAGAGAAUGAACUCCUAAAACGAAGGCUACGAGAAGUUGGACUCGACACGGGAACGGAGUGUUCAGCAGUCUCGACCAGGCCUGUUUCUCUCUCUGUGUCUGGGCAGCACCAGUGGAGCGCCGACCAGGGUCCAGACCCUGAGUCUACACACACCCAGAACCACAUGGUAAUGAGCCAGGAUGAGAUGCCUGCCACACAUAGCCAGCUACCCACAGACUGCACCGAGUGGAAGAGUCUGUGUAACUCUCCAUGUACCCUGUCCUCACAACAGACCGAUACAUCGGCUACCACCCCAGUAGUAGCUCCAUUGACUUCAGCGUCCGUGAAAAGGGACUUGGACGAAGAAGACGACCAGCAUCUCCUUCCCUCUGCAAAUCCCUUCAGCAGCACAUCAUGCCCCGUGGACAGAGUGGUUUUACACUAUAACUCUGAGGGCAUCAAAACAGAGCCUAGUGAUACUAGCCCUACUGACUUGGGGUCAGUAUCUGCUCAGAUGGGGUAUGGUGAACUAAACCCCAGUUCGGACCCUGGACCAGCCACUGUUGAAACCAGGUACACUGUCUCAGACCUGAGCGCUGACCUGGAGUCAGUGGUUGCAGAGAGCAGCAGGUAUGGUGCCUCCACUGCCUCGGGCGUCCCCACUGACCUGGUAUCAGCUAGUGCUGCCAUGAUCCCAGAUGGCUUUUUCCGUCAGAUUGGCAGCGAUGGUUGUGUAACAACAGGGCCAGAACAAGACUUUGGGGACGCCACCACCACCAGUACCGUAGGUCCCUUGACAUCCCAGUUCUACCUGGGUCAAACCAGACGUCAACAACAAACAAAUAGAUCAACAAAUAGGUGUCAUCAACAAAUUAACAGGUCCACAAACAACAGGGGUCAACAACAAACUAACAACAGGGGGGAUCAGAGGUCCCACACGUGCCCUCAGUGUGGUAAGAUAUUCAGUCACGGGUCACGCCUCAAGAUCCACCUCCGCAUUCACACAGGGGAGAAGCCUUACGUUUGUGCACUGUGUGGCAAGCGAUUCAACAACGAUGGCACACUGAGGAACCACCGGCGUGUUCACACUGAGCUGCGUCUGUACGGCUGCCCUGUCUGCGGCAUGAGCUUCAAGGACGCCUACACGUGUAGGAAGCACCAGCGUGUUCAUAAUGGACUGCGGCCUGCCGGAGACUCGGCCCACACCUGCAGCUUGUGUGGCAAGGCUUUCAGUGAGGCGGCUAAGCUGACUAAACACAUCAGGACUCAUGCGUCAGUCAUUGGAUGAGGGCAGUACGACCUAUAAAGGCUUUUUUAUAGCAAUCAUAAAGGAUUUAUAAGCACUAUAUAAAUGCUUCACAUAUAAUCUAUAAGCGUAUGUUAUACACUAUAAAUGGUGUAUAAAGGGUGACGUAACAAUUACCACUGUAGGGUUUAUUGUAAGUUAAUAGACCAUUUCUAGAUUAUGACUUACACUUAUGAUUUGUAAAGCCUUUAAGUAGUGCUAUAUAAAGCCUUUAUUGUACUUUGCAACGGAGCUCCCAGGUGGCGCGUCCUGCUCAGGCACUUCACCUGACGUGCAGAGGGGCGUCACUACAGCCUGACGUGCAGACGGGCGUCACUACAGCCUGACGUGCAGACGGGCGUCACUACAGCCUGACGUGCAGACGGGCGUCACUACAGCCUGACGUGCAGAGGGGCGUCACUACAGCCUGACGUGCAGAAGGGCGUCACUACAGCCUGACGUGCAGAGGGGCGUCACUACAGCCUGACGUGACCGGGGAGUUCCAAGGGCGGUGCAUAAUUGGCCUAGCACUGUCCGGGUUAGGGGAGGGUAGGGUUAGCAUGCAAUUCCUUGUCUUAACUUGCUCUAGCGUCGUCUUAUGGCGGACUGGGCGCCUGCAUGCUGACUAGGGUCGUCAAUCGAACAGUGUCCCGUCCAACACCGUUGGCCCGGCUGACUUCCAGGUGUGUAUAAGAAGCAGCGUGUUUGUCCAAUCCUCACUUCUCCCGAGCCCGUUGGGGAGUUGCCGCAAUGAAACACAAUUGGAUACCACAAAAAUGCUUUCCUUUCUAAACGGUAAACAGAUAUGUAUGAAAAACUCAAAUCCAAAAUGCUGGAGUAUAGAGACACAUAAGAAAAUUUAGCUUCACUGUCCAAAUACACAUGGAGGAGAGUGUAUGACCAUGGCUGCACCAGCUUCAACGGGACAUGCCUUUGUGUGCUCUUGUCUGUGGCAGAUAGUGAGCCUCCUGCAUCUGAUUAUACAGUCAUCAGCGAACCCACAAGCAGUAGUUGAAGUCAUCAUCAGAUGUGAUGGACUACCUUAAGCAAGCAGCAAGUGUGUGUGUAGAUUUUUUAUUUUAUUUGUACUGUGCGUGUGUUUUAUUUUACUGUAUGCGCACAGUGCAUGUUUGUCCAAAGGGCAGCGGGGCUCAGUCUGUUACAGGGAGGUUAUUGACUUUUGCUGUGUUGUAGUAUUGAUCCACUUCCGGCUUGUGACUCUGGGGGUGGAGCCUGCUGACCUUAGAGACUGCAGAGGAUGAACCAUGGGUUGAAGACGUUGGUGUCAAACACAAUUCCUGGAGAGCCGCAGUCAGGUCUUUUUUAAAGAACGCAAACAAGCAAUGUUUUUAGGAUCUAGACCUGCAAGAAAAGCCGGGGUUAUGUUCACUUGAAACUAUUUGAACUUGUCCAAUAAGAGUCACUGAUUCGUUAAGUAGAAGGGAGGAACCAAAACCCACAGACACUGCAGAGCAGAAUCUAAAGGACUGGAGUUUUACUCAUGUGGUUUAGGAGUCCCAAAACACAUUCCUUACCCCAGGAAAUGUCAUAAGGUCACGCUAUAGGAACAUUUCAGGAAUAGGAGCACCCCGUGUCUGCACCGAUCUGAGAAUUUCAAUUUGGAUAACACAAACCAGCUUAGGAUGCCUCUAUUAGAGUCUCACCAUAUUCUCUGAUAGCAAGUGCUCAGACUUCAAGUCUUAUUGUGGCACUGAUAGAGCCUAAUGUACAGUAAAUGGGAUUAUUUUUAAACGUG